AUACAUCCAAAUCAAUAUGUCUGAACAAGAAGGUCCCGUUACCGCCUACACAUGGCAAAUCUCCGCACAAGACCAGCAGGGCGGCCCCGGUCUUGACAAAGACAUGAAGGAGCAGGCCAACUGGACACAACUCGAAUACUGGGAUGACAAUGGCAAGCCCUACCUCAAGGAGUACGAGGGUAGAGGUCUUCUCCAAGACAAGGCUGUCCUCAUCACUGGUGGUGACAGCGGCAUCGGUCGCUCCGUCGCCAUCCUCAUGGCUAGAGAAGGCGCCGAUGUUUCGAUUCUCUACUUGCCCGAAGAAGAGGAGGAUGCACAAUACACCAUCAAGCAGAUUGAGAAAGCCGGUCGCAAGGGCCACGGCAUGCAGUACGACCUCAAGGAGGAGGCCAACUGCAAGGCCGCCAUCGACGAGCACAUCAAGGUCUUUGGAAAGAUCAACGUCCUUGUCAACAACGCUUCCAUGCAGGAGUCGUGCGAGGACCACAGAGAGAUUGAUAUCGCCACCGUCACCAAGACUUUCCAGACCAACAUUAUCCAGNNGUAUGUUACGACCUUGUUCAUCAGGAUGAUGGCCCUGAGCAAGUACGCCCUCCAACACAUGAAGCGCGGCGACAACAUUGUCAACUCCGCCUCCGUCCUCGCAUACUUGGGCGACCCUUCAAAGAUCGACUACAGCUCCACCAAGGGCGCAAUUGUCACUUUCACCCGCGCACUCGCACAGCAGCAGGCACCUAGAGGCAUCAGAGUUAACGCUGUCGCACCUGGAAUCAUCUGGACCCCUCUUCAGCCCGCCACCGCCAAUGUCCCUGCCGAAGGCAUGAAGAAUGUCGGCGUGGGCAUGGCUCCUUUGAACAGAACUGGUAUGCCUAUUGAGAUUGCCACCGCCUACAUUCAGCUGGCAUCGCCUCUUGGUUCCUACUUCACCGGCGAGUGUAUCCACGGUACCGGUGGUAUCGAGAUGCAGGGU
This is a messenger RNA of Aureobasidium musti, 970 nucleotides long. The record is from the annotation of a GenBank genome assembly. NCBI's taxonomy places the organism in Eukaryota, Fungi, Ascomycota, Dothideomycetes, Dothideales, Saccotheciaceae.